Messenger RNA from Paramuricea clavata, 1677 nucleotides. NCBI's taxonomy places the organism in Eukaryota, Metazoa, Cnidaria, Anthozoa, Malacalcyonacea, Plexauridae. The record is from the annotation of a GenBank genome assembly.
AUGCUUUUCCCGAUCAGCGAUCUACCAGAAUCGACUCCAUCACGAUACUCCUAUUCAGUCCAAAAAACUAAUACACUUGAACGCAUAAAAUUUGAGUCUACGUUACCCUCCACCAAAAUACCAAACCUUUUAAUUUGUAAUCUCCGCUCCCUGACGUCCAAGGUCGACGAACUUGACGCUGUGGUGUCUUUUAACCAAACGGACAUGGUCUGCAUUACAGAGACUUGGUUAUCUCCUGCAAUUCCUGACAAUUUGGUAUCCUUGUCCAAUUUCAAUCUGUUUAGGAAUGAUAGACUGGUUUCAAACGGCGGAGGUGUUUGUGCCUACAUAAAUAGCAAUAUCUAUUGUAGACGAAUUGAGGAAUUUGAAAACUCUUCGAUUGAAUCACUGUGGUUAUCAGUGAGACCAAAGAAGCUACCCCGCUCUAUCUCGGUUAUCUUACUGGCUGUUGUUUACCAUUCAACAGCAUCCCGCCAAACUGAAAAUGUAGAAUUGUAUUCACACAUUCAAACCAAUGUGGACUCAUUUUUAUAUUCCCACCCUGAAGCUUUGGUCCUAAUUACGGGCGACUUCAAUUUUAGAAGCACUGGUCUCGAUGCAAACCAUCUUAAAAGAAUUGCUGGUCUGACGCAGAUAGUCAAGGUAGCUACCAGAGCUGAUGUAACUUUAGACUGGUGUUUAACCAACUCAAAGGUGGAUAAUAUUUACGAAUCAAUCCAACUCCCUCCCAUUGGAACCAGUGAUCAUUAUACGAUUCUUAUGAAAGCCCAACCUUCUCCCUCAAAGCCAGACAAUUCACAUAUAUGGAAACGCGAUCUCAGAGAUAGCAGGAUACGGCCUUUUGGACGAUAUAUCACUACAUUUGACUGGCCUCCCAUCUUGGACAUACAUGACUGUGAUACAAAAUAUGAAAAGUUUAACGAUACAAUGACUGUGAUGAUUGAAAAAUUCUUUCCCUUGGAACGGAUUAAAGUACGAAAGUGUGAUAAGCCUUGGAUGACGUCAUCAAUAAAGUCUGCUAUUGGGAGACGCCAAAAAGCCUUACCCGAAAGCGGGAAAAAUUCAGAUAUUUAUAAAUAUUGGCGUAACAGAGUCCAAUCAUGCAUUAAAGUUGCACGAAAGAUCUACUAUAUGAGGUCAGUUGAGAAAUUGAAAAAUUCUAACCCGGCAAGAUGGUGGAAAGAAGUGAAAGCCAUUGGUGGUCUCUCGUCAAAAAAUUCUUGGUAUUCUCAGCUAUUUUCUGAUGAUGUUCGGAAUUGUGAAGAACUGGCCGAAAAUUUUAAUAACUUUCUUACUGCCCUUACAUCACAUUUUGACCCUCUAACUCUCGACGAAAUCCAGGAGGGCCUAGAAGUACCAAAUCAUUACCUCGUUGACGCCCAACAGAUCUAUAGGAAACUUAGUAAAAUUAAAACCACACAAUCACCGGGUCCUGACAUGUUUCCAAAUAAAAUCCUGAAAACAUUUGCCUUUGAGCUUGCCCCAGUUAUCUCAGACAUUUUCAACUCAUCCAUGACACAAGGCACCUUCCCAAAGGCAUUGAAGAGAUCUAUUGUAGUGCCUGUCCCUAAGGUAUCACCCCCAAAGAGUAUUGAAGACGACCUACGACCAAUAUCUUUAACAUCUCAGAUCGCCAAAGUUAUGGAGGAUUGUACUUUGGACAAUUUUUUUUCCUGA